Xyrichtys novacula (pearly razorfish) is the source of this 7295-nucleotide messenger RNA. NCBI's taxonomy places the organism in Eukaryota, Metazoa, Chordata, Actinopteri, Labriformes, Labridae. The record is from the annotation of a GenBank genome assembly.
AAACAUGGCCUGGUACACAAGGCACGGAGCUUCGACAUUUACUCUCAGCAGGUGAUAUUCAUUCCCUCAUUUAAAUUUCCUAUUAUUUCGUGAUUAUCUUCGUAAAUUUUGUCAUAGAAAAAUGUCAUAUUGUGCGUUAGACAAUCCAAAAUUGUUAAGUUCUACGUUGGUUUCUUUUUUUGGGGGGGAUCAUGGUUCGAAUUAAUCGCGCUGACAUACUCCUCCUGGUCGACAGGCGGCGCUGAUGUACACGAGCGUCUGUCAGCAUUGUUUACUUCCGGUGCUAUCGGUCGUCUGGUUUGUGGGCAUGUUUCUAAGAUUGUGAUAUCUGUAUCUCGUGUGACCAAAAUAUAACCAUCCAAAGCUGAAUAUUUCUGCUAUUGUGGAUUUUCGGAGCAUAUAUCAACAACAUGACUGAGGUAGGUUAAGAGUUUGAGGCGUUUCCGGCUGCCUUUACCGUCCCGCUUUAGCUGUUGUGUCGGGCCCCGGCUAAUUGCUGGGUUGCGUUACGUUCAGAGUACGACUUUCUGUGUGCAGUUUUACAUUAGGAGUAUCGAAAUGUUUAAAGGCUUUCUGCAUUUUUAAAUGUAAAGUUUUUUAACGUGUGUCUUUCUUUCUUCAGGACGUUCAGAAACACUCAGUCCACACUCUGGUCUUUAGGUCCCUCAAAAGGACCCAUGAUAUGUUUGUAUCCGACCACGCCAAAUCCAUCGCACUGGACGAUGAGAGGUAACUCCGGCUACAGUUUAAUACAUUUAACAGAAUAAAUGGCAGUACUGCUGGUUCGGCCUUGCCUCCAUAUAGUGGAGUAGGUUUUAGCUGCACGUUGGGUUUUAGAGUCACAUUAUUUUCCUGGAAAGAAAAAAAUGCAUUAUUGUCUAAUUUCGUUGCAGCUAUAAGGUAAAGGUCGGUGCGAAACUAAAAUCGGAUUACGGUGCAGUGUUACACAUGCCUGUCCUGAAAGAAGGAAAAGACAGACUCUCACAGCCCCUUGGCAUGCAAGGUCUUCAGGGCUAUACACAGUCAGGUAAACCCUGCAUGUUUCACUGUUUGUGUCAACACUGUAAUAUCACUGAAAUUAAGACGAAAACAGAUAUGCUAUUGUUUCGUUUGAAGGGGUAUUCUGGUGUAAAUUUAAGUUAGGGUCAGACACACUGUAACACCGAGUUAGACACCGGCCCAAGAGAUGAAUGUUGCCGACCGCUUGCUUCUCUAGUUAAACCAACUUAAGUAACGACCCCACAAUAGCAAUAUACAGAGAGCCGCUCUAUAGCCACAAAUAAUGCUCAAAACAGCACCUAACUUCAUCAACAGUACAUAUAGGGUCCUAGCCACCAAACAUCUUUUUAACUUUGCCUAAUUUCUUUCGCAAAGACACUAAACACAUCUCACCUACUCUCUUCCAGCAGCCGCUUGAUUGUAGCGAGACCUCAGGCCAGUCCAUUACAGACUGCAGCGGAGUGACGCAACUCAAGGAAGAACAUUUAUGAUUAUUUCUUCAUGGAAAUGCAAUCAGACCCAGACGCUAAGGCAGAAGAACUACCGCGUCUGCAGUGCUAAAUGGUGAUUAUUACUUCAAGGAAAUGAUAAAGAAGUGAUCAUAAAUGUUGUUCCUUGAGCUGCGUCACCCCGCAGCAGUCUGUAAUGGAUUGGCUCGAGAUCUUGCUACAAACAAGUGGCUGCUGGAAGAGAGUAGGUGAGUUGUAUUUAGUCUCUUUGCUGAAGAAAUCAGGCAAAGCUAAAAAGAUGUUUGGUGGAUAGUGCUGUGUCUAGGACCCUUUAUGUACUGUUGAUGAAGCAAGGUGCUGUUCUGAGCAUUAUUUGUGGUUAUUGAGUGGCGUUUUGGUUGAGGUUUGUUUAAGGCUCCUCAGAGCGCUGUGUAUUGCUCUUGUGCGGUUGUUACUAAAGUUGGUAUAACUAGAGAAGCAAGCAGUCGGCAACAUUUAUCUCUCGAGGAGGUGUCUAACUCAGUGUUGCGGUUUGUUUGAUCCUAAAUUGAUUUUACGCCGGAGUAUCCCUUUAAGGCUCAGGCUUCAUAAUAAAAGCAAACAACUUAAACGGUGUAAAGACAAUUGAGACAGUGAGACUCAUGUGGGAUGUCUUUCAGGGGACGAUCCAGAAUACCUAAUCACAGGGACACAUGCUUAUCCAUCUGGACCUGGUAAGUUCAGUAACACCAAAAACACCAAUGCUGUUUUUUGGUCAAGAAGACCCAGUCGCUGAGCUGCUUCUUUGUUCUACUGUAAACAUCAGUCAUUUUCUCCCAACAGGGGUGGGUCUGACUGCAGACACAAAGUUGCACAGGAACCCAAGCGAAGCAGGAGUCCAUUCCAUGGCACUUGCUUUGCCGCCCUCGCAGACCAGGUAAAGAUUUUUCAUGAUCUUCAGAAUUAGUAACUUGGUUUGAAGUAAGUUAUAGGUAGUGAAUUUGUUUUGCUUUAAAAUUAUCAGACAGGAUGCAAGUCGCACAGCAGCCAGUGUGGCUGACAUCCAUCGACAUGCAGGAGGAGCUGAAAGAUCUCACCCCCAGUCCUCAGCUGUGGUAACUCUCAGUCUAUCACCACUUUAACUCUGUGUUAUAAAAUCUCUGUGAGGAUUUCAGUUCUGAUAGUGAAUGUUAUAUUUCAGUCACUCCUGGAGGGAGGCGGCACCAGAAAUACAUCGCUAAUGAGGAAGGCACCAACCAUGCCCAAACCUCAGUGGCAUCCUCCAUGGAAACUGUUCAGGGUAUGUUCAACAUAUUCUAACUGCUCAGGACUUGACACUAACUUUUUUCACAAGGAGCACAUGUGCUUUAGGGGCUCAAUGAAAAUUGAUCAAAUAAUGCGUGUCUUGAUGGUCAACAUAAGUACUAUUAUUUGAAAUCAAUUUUAGGUCUUUUGGUCACAUGACAUGGAAGCUAUUGAAGAAAAUGUUCAAAAUUUGCCUCUUGAGAACAUCAACCGAUAAUUUAUUGAUGGUCCCUUAUUCAACGCCUGACGUUGACAGCGAGGGUGCUGAGUAGAUUUAACCACGCUGUUAUUUCUAUUCCCGGUUCUGGACAGUGAGAAGACACCAGUAGAGCUGCACAGUGAAUGUCUGUCGAAUAUCCAACCUAAAACUAACUUCUUCACGGUAUUUACAUGAAAAACCUUUGUUGCCUCGGACGAUUUUUUUUUAUGCACACAUGUGCCCCUAAAUACAUUGUACAAUUCGCAAACAUCUAUAUUUAGUCGCAAAUGCGAGUGAAAUGGUCACACUGUCGAGCCCUGUCGCGGUGCUGUAUUGAGCUUUCUUGAUGGGUCCUUAUUUUCAGACAGAUGCCUGUGUUUUAGUUUUAACCAGUGUAUUUUGUCUGAUAGGUCAUCAGUGGUCAUCUUGGUUGGGUGAGAUCCAUCGCGGUGGAGCCAGGGAAUCAGUGGUUUGUCACUGGGUCUGCUGACAGAACCAUAAAGGUGAGUAAAGCAGAAAAUAACACAAACUUUGAGGUGUUUCCUAGGCAGUGUUCACGCUGUAGGAAAAAGUGAUGCAAAUCUAAUGUAUGGGACUGGGAUCUGUAUUUGUUACGAUGAUGUGAACAGCACAAAUCACAUAAAAUCAGAUACAGAUACUUAAUUUUUUUCAACCACCUUUUGUCACAUUGUGAUAUCGCUGUAUCAGUGUGUUUUUUGCUUUCCACAAAAACAAAUGAGUGUAGAAUUACGGUGUCAGGAGGAGUGUGAGGGUUUUUGCACGGGGCAGGUUUUUCUGCAAAUUUUGUGUGUGACGAUGAGUGCUUUAUGUUUUACUGACUCACUUUUUAAACAGAAUUUCAACGUAAUAAAACUGAUUUUAUUUUAACCCCACCCUCACCUGUUAAAAAACAUCUUCUACUCUCAAUUAAUCAUCCCUCUCAUCCAUUUCAGUUUAUUGUUUUUAUGAUAACUUAAUUUAUGCCAGAGUGAUCUAUAGCAGUGUAAUCCUGAUGCCACUAAGAUGCAUUUUCAUGUGAACCUGCAAUCAAAGUCGACAUGGCUUUUGUUGUGUCCUCAUCCGCAGCUCUGAUUACUGCAUCUCUGUACCUCAGUAGACUGACUCAGUGAAGGAACUUGCUCUCUAAAUGCUCUGAUGUCUUACGGACUGUGUGUGUUUCAAUAGAUCUGGGAUCUGGCCAGUGGGAAACUGAAGCUCUCUCUCACCGGACACAUCAGCACAGUGCGUGGUGUGGCAGUCAGCAGUCGCAGCCCGUACCUGUUCUCCUGUGGAGAAGACAAGCAGGUCAAGUGUUGGGAUCUGGAGUAUAAUAAGGUAUGACUGUGUAUCUACAGGAGGGUCAAUGUGACAGAGUUACUUAAGCAUUUAAGAUACAAAUUCUGGGUUUUCUUGACAAUGUUGGUCCUUGUUUUAGGUCAUCAGACAUUACCAUGGUCACCUCAGUGCUGUGUACGAUUUAGACCUGCAUCCAACCAUUGAUGUGCUGGUGACGUGCAGCAGAGACGCCACAGCGAGGGUAAGCUUAUAAUUUUCCUGUUGGAUACUAAAAGUAUGAUUGACAGGACAGGAUCGAAUGCUAUUUUCUCACCUUUACAUACAUCCUUCACCAAUGUUAAGAAUGUAAAUAAACUGAGAUUCACAUUAAAGGACUUUCUUUUGAGUGGUGUAUAGUCUCAUCUGCCAUCUGCCUUUUCAUGGUUGGCAAGGGGUUGAUCUUUUAAUUUGCUGUACAAGAAGUGCUAAAAUUUGACUGUCAGAUGUUGUUAUCUGUAAAGUAAUAACCCCCACAGCCCUCAGGGAACAAAAAGAAAAUGACCUCAGUAAGUUUAAUGAAUAAAAUGUCCUCCAUCUUGACCCUGUUUGCAGGUGUGGGACAUCAGGACCAAAGCGAAUGUGCACACGCUCACCGGCCACACAAACACGGUGGCCACAGUGAGAUGUCAGGCUGCAGAACCUCAAAUCAUCACCGGUAAGUGAAAAACCUGUCACAUUCUGAAGAAUGCCAAAGAGAUGAUUCUGUGUCAUCAUGAAGUCUUCAAACUGUAGACGGCGUUUUGGUCUCCAAAUUCUGAUCCCAGCUGACAACUGAUGAACUUUUUUGCAGGCAGCCACGACUCGACUAUCAGACUGUGGGAUUUGAUAGCUGGAAAAACAAGAGCAACUCUGACCAACCACAAGAAGUCUGUCCGAACUAUUGUGCUGCACCCCCGACAGUAAGUUACUUCAGUCACCUAACGUUAGCGUUAAUUGUUAGUUUUGGUUUUUAUUUAUUUGUUUGUUUGUUAUAGUAGAGAAGCCAAGGCCUGAAAUGAUUCUGAAGUUGAUUGCAUUAUUAAACCAAUUUGCUGGUCUCCUCAUAUAUACAUUUGGUGUUUCUUGGUUUUGGUUCAUUUUCAGAAAUUUGAGUAUUUGUUCUUUUCUGGUCUCUGUUUCAUUUUUUUACAGUAAAAGCUUGUUUGGGCUUGUUUAACCAAUCAUGUAUCAUUUAAAAACACUCCUGUUCAAAUCUGUUAUACAGUGUGUUAAUCAUGCUGUGUGUCAUCCCCUGUGUUUGCAGAUACACCUUUGCCUCCGGUUCUGCUGAUAACAUCAAACAGUGGAUGUUCCCUGACGGCAGCUUUAUCCAAAAUCUGUCAGGCCAUAACGCCAUCAUCAACACCCUGGCUGUCAAUUCUGAUGGCGUGUUGGUGUCUGGAGGUAUAGAACUAUUUUAAAUAUGUUUUUAAGGCAGAUAUUUUUUUCAUGUGAGAGGCCACGGUGCAUCACAGUCCUCUCCACCCUCUGUGCAGCUGACAAUGGCACCAUCCACAUGUGGGAUUGGAGGACAGGCUACAACUUCCAGCGGAUUCACGCAGCCGUGCAGCCGGGGUCUCUGGACAGCGAGUCAGGAAUCUUCGCCUGCAUGUUCGACAACUCGCAAAGCAGACUGAUCACUGCAGAGGCUGACAAAACCAUCAAAGUGUACAGAGAGGACGACACAGCUGUAAGUUGAAGGGCUUUAUUUUAAGUAGACUUAAACACCUUCGCUCACAUGUCUCACAUCUUGAUGAUUUAAAGGUGUGAUCUCUGUUUCUGUGCUCUAAAUACUUGGAAUUGAGAAGUUAAAUACUUGGGAAGUUUCUAGUUUCUAUUCCUGUAUUCUCUUGCCUUUUUAGAUUAUUUUAUUAGUAUCACUCUUUGUACCACAGCAAAGUUUCUCUCUCGGUACUGACAUGGCAUGUAGUUUCCAGGCAGAAACAGAUACUUUGACGCUUCUUUUCUUUUUUUGUUUUUCAGACGGAAGAAAGCCAUCCAGUCAACUGGAAGCCAGAAAUCCUGAAGAGAAAACGAUUCUAAUUAUGGUUUUUUUUUUUGUUGUUGUUCUAAUUUUAGUUUUUCUUAUUUUUUGUUUUUUACAUUAAUUCCCCAUGCUGCGGUAAUUACCCCCAACCCUCCAGUUGUACAUACAUCCAUCCAAGUCUGGCCUUUAACUGCUGUUUCCAUCAGAGAAACUUUGCCUUGACUAACAUGUCAUUGACUGACCCACAUCCUAUUAUGAACAUCAGUUGCCGGUCUUUAUUCUAAAAACCACUUGCAGUCCUCAUUGUAUGACAUCAGUCCUAUGAAGCAGCCAUCCUGGACCGCCAGGAACUUCCCUGAGUGUCUGUUCUUGAUGAUGACGGCUCUCUGGUGGCUCUGGUCUGUCUGAUCCACAAACAUGAGCCACUCCUCGGUCACAGAUGGACUUGUCUCAGUGCAGACCUGGUUACUGCUGGACUUGAACCCUGUCCCAAAGAGAGUUAACAGUUGUAAACCAGCAUUGCUCUUUUUUCUAGUUUGCGGUAUGAAGACUAUUUUGCUUCAUUGAAUAAAGUCAUUUUUCACAUACAUGCUGUUUCUGUUCAUGGCAGAUUUUUGUGCGGACUCACCGAGGUACCUGUGGGUGACGACAUUCCUGUAGAGUUUGCUGCCGUUGCCCUUAAUCUCCUCCCAGUAACAGUGAUUUUCAGCCGUCUCACUGAGCUCCACAGUGUUUCUGGUGUCACCAUCCGAGUGGGGUACCUGCUCCACUGUGGCAUGACAACAUGUAUCACAAACUCGGGGUUCCUACACAAUUGGAAUUUCCAUACCCUAAUUUUUAGAAUUGUUUUUGGAAAUACCUACUUUUCUAUUUUAGAACCAUGUUAAUAGUCUGGAAACAUACAUAUUUUUCCAUAGUUAAUUUGUCUUUUUUUUUUUUUUGAUUUUUUUUUUUUCAAAUUGAUCAAAUUUAUUCCAUACUUUCCAUGCUUGGGUAGGAACCCUGCAAACUGAUUUUGAGGGAAGUCAAUAAAUGCAGAUACAUUUCAGGUUGAUAUUUAAAU